CCGGGCGCAACAUGCUGACCAAACUGAACCCAAUAGCAAUCUGCAUUUUCCUGGUUGUGAUGCAGGCAAGAGGACUGAUGCUUUCCAGACUCAGAAACUUUUAUCCAGAAGGCAUCCCAGCUGAUGCAGUCGAUGACGCAUUGGAACACUGCCGAAAGUUGACAGGAUCUCGAGAUCUUGACAUGCCACACAGCGAAUACACCCGAUUCUUGAACUCAUGCGUAUUUCAGCGACUCAGUAUGGAUGCACUAAAGUCCGAAAGCUGAUCAGAGAUUGUUUCUUCAGAUAUCAUUCACCUUCUGGAGACAAAAGAACUGCGAUAUCUGGACCACCCUCAAACAAACUGCUUUGGCCGGUAACACACAAUCUUUCUUCACAGCGUUGAAGACUGCUGUGUUCCCUACAUUGACCAAUGAUUUAGUCAUAUCUCCCCUACCGCCCACUCCAUGAUCCCAUGAGUUUGUCCGGAUAUCACAGUCAAAUGUCUCUUUAAUGACUCAAAUACAAUCAUGG
Molecule: messenger RNA, 513 nt
Organism: Opisthorchis viverrini
Lineage: Eukaryota; Metazoa; Platyhelminthes; Trematoda; Opisthorchiida; Opisthorchiidae
Exons: 2
Coding region: 12-266 (84 amino acids)
Source: RefSeq, a predicted model, not a curated record